UAGCAGUGGCACGUAUUCUGUGAGAUCACACGUCGUUGCAUGUGCUGUUUCCAGGGAAGCUGACAGUAGUUCUUCAGUCAACCAUAUACCGAGAUUUCUAAUUUAUGGAGCUCGCUUUGGACAGAAGACGAGUUUUUAUUGGAAACUGUUUGGUUAAGAUGUUUAGAAAUAUGAUUGUUUUUCGCGCCAUAUAAUCAUGGUGAGCUCUUGAGGAAUUCUCUCCAUCUUUUGUGAGAUCACGAAUAUAUUUUUUUCUUGUGGGAUCUACCCUCUGCGAUCGGGCGCAUAAAAUCAGUCACAAUGUGGGGAAGAAAAGAAUUCGAGGAUGGUUUUGAUACUUUUAAAACAGGUUCCAGUUCUCCUGGAUGGGUCCCUGGGUGCGAGUCGACAUGGCAGGGUACCCCCUCUGCCCCUGGUAACAGUAACCGUGGGAGACGCCACAGUGCGGCCUCCGACAGCGGUGACACCGGUAUCGGCACAUCCUGCUCCGACAGUGUGGAAGACCAGUCCAGCUCCAGCACCACCCUGUCCUUCCAGCCGCUGCGCUCCCAGGCUGGCAUCCCCACGGCCCACGUCAUGCCCUCGCCGUCCGCCGGCUCCAAGCUCAGCACGGCGCCCUCUCCCGGGGGCGGCUCCUGGUCUUCCUGCCAGCUGCCCUCGCCCCUCGACAGCCCCCUGGACAUGAAGGACCCUCGGCCCGUACGCCGCUGGUCUUCCCUCACCCGCCUCAGCGGCCAGGAGAAGUCCAGCCCCGGGGUCCGGUCGGCGUACCGCUCGGACCCCCACGGCUCCCUGGACAGGGGGCUCCUCUACGGCUACAGGCCGGACCACCUGGAGACCACGGAGCCCUACAUGUCCCAGGGCCUCCACCUGCGCUCCCCGGGGGCCGAGGCCAGGUACAAGUACCCCCUGACGGCUAAGACUGACUGUCACUCGUCCCCGCUCAAACCCAGCACUUUGGACCUGACCUACAGUGCCUUACCGGAGUCCAAGCAGCCUGGCACUGGGCUGACGGUACCUGGCCCGAGGGGCCUGCCGCUGGGCCGCCAGGCAGUCGGAGGCUCCCCCAUCCAGCCGGCGGUGAGGACCCAGAUGUGGCUUAGUGAGCAGAUGGAGUACCGGCCUCCCGGACCUGGGCCAGAGAUGUGUGGAGGCCUGUCGGCCUGGCAACAGGAGCAGCAACAGAGGGAGAGGCUUCGGCAGGAGGCCGAGGUCAACCAGAUGCUGGGCGGAGCCUCGCUUCCAGUGAACACGCUGGUGAAGAUCAAAGAGGGCCUGCUGCGACAGAGAGAGCUGGAGAUUGACAGACAGAAGCAGCAGAUCCUGCAGCUCCAUGCCCGGAUCAGGGAGAAUGAGCUAAGAGCCCAACAGGUCCUCCAGAGCCAGAAGGGGCGCUGUGACGACACCUAUCUACUAAAAGCUAAGGAGUCUCCAUUUGAAAGUCCAGUGACCCAGCUCCAUCCCCAGCUGGAGGUCAUGGAGCGGGUCGGCCCUCUGUGCUGUGACAGUGGGGAGUUGGGCCGUAAGCUGGCUGCUGCGGAGCUGGAGGUCAUUCACCUCAACGAGUUCCUCAAACAGAACACCCAGAAGUACACGGAGGACAUCAAGAAGCUGGAGGAGAAGAUGAAGACGCGAGACCGCUACAUCAGCAGCCUGAAGAAGAAGUGUCAACGGGAGAGUGAGCAGAACCAGGAGAAGCAGCAGAGGAUCGAGACCCUGGAGAAAUACCUGGCUGACCUGCCCUCCCUGGAUGAGGUUCAGACCCAGGCCCAGCAGCUGGAGGAGGUACAGGAGAAGGCACAGGGCCUGCAGGACACAGUGACCCAUCUGGAGAAGAGUCUGGAGGAGAGCCGCGUCGUGCUGCAAGAGAAGGAGGACCUGAUUGAGACCCAACGCAAGAGGGAGAAAGAGCUGAUGGCGGCUGUACAAAGCCUGACGGAGAAGGUGGAGCAGUGUCUGGAGGACGGGGUCCGGCUGCCCAUGCUGGACCUAAAGCAGCUGGAGGCGGAUAACGCACGGCUCCAGCAACAGCAAGCCACCACCAGCAAGCUGAUAGACCAUCAGAAGAACCAGAUCGACAAACUCACCCAUGAGCUGUCGGCUGUGGAGCAGAGGUUGCAGGAGGAGCGACGUCUCUCCCAAGACCUCAAACAACAGCUGCAGGAGAAGGAGGAGGACCUGGCUGCCCUCUCCAACACACUCCACCAGAAUCAAAGGCAGGUGGAAGCGGGCACGGUGGUUGGUCAGGGCUGCGGAGGCCAGGGGCCCGAGGCGGGGCCCCUGCUGAAGGAGAUGUCCCUGUGUCUGCUGGACCUCAAGGCCCUCUGUAGUAUCCUCACCCAGCGGGCCCAGGGCAAGGAGCCUAACCUGGCACUGCUUCUGGGCAUUAAAUCCAUGAGCAUGUCUGGUGAGGAGAACGACAACUCCCUGGUGGAGGACAGCUUGCGGGCCAAGCUGCUGGAGGUCGGCCAGCUGAGGAAGGACAUCGAUGAUCUGCGCACCGUAAUCUCUGACCGCUACGCACAGGACAUGGGCGACAACUGCGUGACGCAAUGACCACGACACCCCUGGGCUGACGGCCCUUUUCUCACGGACCAGCGUAGUCAUGGCGUGUUCACAUCCUUCUCCAGUGGCUCACAGCCAGCGAGGACAGGGACAAUCCUGAUGGGGCGGAAAACAAGGAAGAACAUUGCUUAAAAGGGAAUAAUAAAUUAGGUACGGUUUCAUGGAAGACUGUUUUUCUUUCCUUUUCUUAUUCUGUUCUACGUGGUGGAGGUAUGCCAUCUUCAUCUUUCUGAAUGUAGAACUAAGCUGUGAAUCAAGUUUACAAGGAACGGUCCUUCGUAUUGAUGUUUCAAACGUGGAUUUUGCUUCCUGUGUAAAAUAGUUACUGUUUGAUCAUGUACGUUGCUUUAUGUGCAUAUACUAGUUUAUUUAACCUGGAGACCACCCCCACAGAUGGAAGUGUGUGUACUGUGUUUUUAGCCCCUCCCAUACCACUUCACCAACCAGUAGGAAGCGACUCUCACUGCUGCUCUGUCAAGUGCCUCCCCGUGUGACAGUUUCUCCAAUCAGCUGUCCCCGUCCGAAGUGGUCUGCAACCUGCGGGCCUCUUCUUACACAACUCUCUGCAACGCGUGUUAUCCAAAGACAUCGUCCCCCCCCCCCCCCGAACCCUCUCAGCUGCUGCCCGGUCGCAGGUCGACAUCGAGUAGUGGCCCUGCGUCCGUCACAAACACACUUCUGUUCCAUUUCAGUAUUUACACUACCUCGUGUUUGUUCUGAUUCUGGAAUUGUUUUGUGACGUGGAUCUCCAUAGACUGGUUUUGGAACAGGGAUGUUUAACCUAAAGGAAAUGAUAGCAUGGCAAUAAUACCCCCAUUCAUAUGAUUGGCUUUUUGGUGUUUAACACCCCAAGCAAUUUAUUAAACCAUCAGGUAAUAUUCAGGAAGUGUUUUUUUAGAAAAUAUACAGCCAUUUGGUCAAUAUAAGAGCCAAUUAACCAAGAUUACUGACCACUAUUCAGUACAGAUGAUUAGAGCCAAAUGGAGCCAUAUUGUAACUGUUCAAGUUCUCUGGUUUUACUUUAAUUGCUCUCAUUCCCAGUGAUUGUCAGAGGAAUACUCCUUUUGUUUGAUCUCUGAAUCAAAAGUGAAUUUUAGAGAGGCAAUCAUGACAACCCACACACCACUGUUUGUGAUGAAUGUUACUUUUGAAAAAUGGUGUUACAGAUCUAAGAAAACUCAUUAAUUCUAGGGAAAGUUGAUGAAUUUCAAUAUUAAUUUCCAGACCCACGUCUUUCUUUGCAUGUUUGUGAGAGACGUGUGGUAAUUGUGUGCUAAGAACAUAAUUUGCAUGGUAGGGUGUCCUAUACUACUUCCAUAUUACCAGUGUAAAAACAGACACGUACACUGAGCAAUGUAAGAUAUGGAACACGUUUGUGUCUCAAGGCAACUAAUAUACUAUGCAAAGCCACAUGCACCAGCCAGCACCUCACAUUGCCAUCAGCAGCAUAUAGAAGUUGUUCUUCUGUGCCUUUACAAAUCUAUGCAGCAAAGAUCUGUGUUUCUCCCUAUUGCCAUAGCGACAUGUAACCGUUCUGCAUGUGUGAAUCUGUAUGUAAAUAGGACUGCUUGGAGGUCAUUAGGCAGAUUACAAUGGUACAUUGUGCUAGAAGGCUGGAGGUUGACAAAGAUGCUAAGCCAUAGUCACAAACAAUGCAUAUACAGUAUAUCCACUCAGGAAAAUCAAGACCAUAGCAAGCACUUGUGAAACCUGAAGAAUGUAUUCAGAUGCCCAGAACUGAAUGGUGAGGCUGUGUAUAGCAUCCAUUUGGAGUGUAGACUCCUCUGAAAGGGAACAGCCUGGCUGUCAUGGCUGCCUCUCUGCACUAUGGACUAGGAGCCACUGGUUGGCUUUACUGGAUUUAGGAAUAUUUCUGGUUAUGUUGUUAAUAUUUCUGAUAAUCUGUUAAGCUUUUAGUUUUGCAGCUAGAUUUUAUGAAUGCCAAAGUUCUAUUUAUAUACCAUGAACCUAAAAGUAUUAAGUAUUUUUAAAUUUUUUAAAAGGCGGUGAUUUAUGUUUGUACAGACUGCAAAUAAAAUAUUUUUCUAUAAACACUGGUGUCUUCCCUUGGCCACAUGGGGCUUAAUUUGAUAAAUGCAGAGGUAAUUUACUGGUCAGCCUACAUAAAGAUUAGUGAAAGCAGUCUCAGCAACAUCCCUUAAAAUUGCACUGCAUUUCAACAAUACAGGACAGUUAUAACCUCUAAUGAGAACCCAUUACUCAGAAAAAGCAGGACCACAGUUCUAGUCAAUGAGUUGUUUUAUUGGUUAUAUGGUCACCCUGCAGUAUCAAAUGACUGGUAUUCAGCCAUUUGAGAUCUACUAGCUCCACUUAAUGGCAGACCCAAUCAAGUCAGCAGUUUGGCCUUCAGAUGGGUGAACCAGUCACCCCUCGUCCAAUGGAGGAUGUAUACAUUGACAAAUAUCUAGGUUCCUACUUAGUACAUGAAUCAAGAAAUAGCCUACACUUCAUAGAAGCUUGUAUAAGAGCAGGAAAAAAAAAA
Messenger RNA from Esox lucius (northern pike), 5068 nucleotides. RefSeq names its product centrosomal protein 85, like (gene cep85l). The record is from RefSeq and is a predicted model, not a curated record. The transcript is spliced from 13 exons. Bases 301 to 2556 code for a protein of 751 amino acids. Lineage: Eukaryota; Metazoa; Chordata; Actinopteri; Esociformes; Esocidae. Gene Ontology annotation, cellular component: centrosome.